Molecule: messenger RNA, 844 nt
Organism: Meleagris gallopavo (turkey)
Lineage: Eukaryota; Metazoa; Chordata; Aves; Galliformes; Phasianidae
Source: RefSeq, a predicted model, not a curated record
UUUGAUUCUGUUUGAAAUAACUAAUUAAUGCCUGUUGCUGUGUGUGGUGAGGCAAGCUGUAGUGAAACCCGGUGUGGUCCAUGCCCUCACAUGAGUCUUACCCCUUCUCAUUGCAGGUUACAUCCAGGCCUGCAGAGGACUGAUGAUCUCCGCUGUCUGUCUGGGUUUCUUUGGUUCUAUUUCUGGACUGGUUGGGAUGAAGUGCACAAAAAUCGGCGGCUCUGAUAAAAAUAAAGCAAGAAUAGCUUGUUUAGCUGGACUGAUUUUCAUACUGUGUGGGCUGUGCUCCAUGACUGGUUGUUCCCUGUAUGCACACAGGAUUACGUCUGAGUUCUUUGAUCCUUCUUUUGUUGCACAAAAGUAUGAAUUAGGAGCAGCUUUAUUCAUUGGAUGGGCUGGAGCUUCACUCUGCAUCAUUGGUGGCAGUAUAUUCUGCUUCUCAAUAGCUGAGAACAGUAAAUCUCCAAGGAGAGCGUAUGCAUAUAAUGGAGCCGCAUCUGUGAUGUCGUCUCGUACAAAGAUUCACAACAGUGUCCCAGACCAAACCUCACCAAAGCACUUUGACAAGAACGCUUAUGUUUAAGUGUACUUUUCUAAGAUACAAAGCCAGUUUUAAAAAUGAGUUUGUAUGUUUCAUUCAGGGUGAUUUCCCCCCCCACCUCCCCCAAAACACAAUGGAAUUACCACUAAGACAAUGAAUUUGUAAGGUAUUAUCUUGCAGCUUUUUCCACGUUGAUGUAAAUUUUAUUAUAUUUUAAGAUUGAUGUUUGUAUUAUGAAGUUUAUACCUGCAAAUCACGCGUUGAUGCUGCUUUCUAAAAAAAAAUAAAGAAGGUAUUUACAGA